CCCGCGCUCCCCCUGCCCCGGAGGGACGGAGCCGACUCGCUCUGCCUCGCGCAUCCCGCGGCGCCCGGCCGGGCCCCGGGCCCCGGGCCCCACGCAGGCCGUUCCCAGCCGACGGCCCGGGCCGGCGCCCCCUCGGGAAAUGUCCGGCGGCCGGAGGAGGGGCGGCGCCCCCUGGCACAGCUUCUCCCGGUUCUUCGCUCACCGAAGCCCUUCCCGGGACAAGGAAGAGGAAGAGGACGAGAGGCCGGGGGCCGGCCAGCCUCCCGCUCCCGGCCGGCCGGCUGCCAGUGUUGAAAAUGAACCCAUGAGCACAAGUCAGAAAAAGGAAAAUGUACUUUCAUCAGACGCAGUAAAGAUUCUCCAAAGUGAGGAAAAAAGGAACCACACUGAGAAGCCAGUCACUUUUCCAAUUCAGGAAGAUCCCAAAAAGGCAUGUGAUCUUUCCAGUUCCACGUCAGAUACCAAAAUAGGAGAAAGUGACAGACAGCCAAAGGAAAGCUUUUUUCAGUUUCUUGGUAACUUAUUCAAUAUCUCAGGAAAAUCGUCUCUAGGAGAAGCUAAGCAGUCUUCUUUCAAAGAUGACCAUGAUAAAACUGAGAAAAAUUUACAGAAUCCCAGUGACCAUCAUGAAGAAGGGAUCAAAAGGGAGAGAGAAAUUUUCAGUGGCUCCCUGGGAACCCAGACACAUCCAACAGAAGAACAAGACUCAUCCGAACUCUCAGAUGCUUUUUCUUUGGAUACAACUCAAGACAGUGAACAAGAAACCACUAAUUUGCUAAAACAAAUCGAUGGUAAACCAGAGAAACCUUCAGUAACAUAUGCAACAUAUCGAGGCCCAAGACACAUUAGGAAAUAUUUAACGCAACAGAUGGGCUUGGCAACUGUGAAUACCUUGGACAGAGAAAAUGAAAGUUCUGACUCUAGUACAAACACACACAUUGACCCUGGACGUGAGAUUGAGGCUGGGAUACUGCCAGUGUUGUCAUCAGCUAGUACAGACUCAUCUAUGAAUGGAAAUCUACUUGAAGGCCCAUUAGAAGACUCUGAUUGUAGCAAAACAAGUCUCAGUACGGACAGUUCUUUGACAAAUAACCCAGAACUGCAGACGGUUGCCUCUUCCAAUAAUCUUUUGAAUAAAAAUGCGUGGAGGGGUACUGAGAGAAAUAGGUCAUCCCCUUCUCUGAUGAGCUCCAGCUAUGAUGGAGAAUCUGACUCGCAGCACCAUUUAAGUUGUGAACCAGUUUCUCAGACUAACAGAAAUUUGGUAUGUUCAGCAUUAUUUACAGGAAGUAACAGUAGCAAAGUCUCUUGCAGCCCAGAUUUUCAGAGAGUAACUACAACAGAAUAUACAACAAAAGAAAACAGCUCUGUGAUGAGUAAUAGGUCAUUGGUGCAAAGAGAAGAGCUUGUUGAGCCUCAGGGCCCUGCUAUUUCUGAUUUCUCUUGUAGUAAAUCUGAUGGGAGUGACACUACUGAACAGGAAAGUACAAAUUUGCCAAGUCCAAAUAAAUCAAUUAGGCAUGAAGAUCUGCAGUUGCCAGAGAGUGAAUGUUCUGACAAGCAAACCGUAGAUAACUCAUCAAAGCAAGCUGCCACUCACACCAAUGUCAUUGCCCUUCAGAGACAUGCUAUGACAGACACAGAAUUUGUAAGUGAAGGAAAGCGAUUAUCUGCCCAAGACUCACAGAAAGAUGUGGCUGUUAGAGAAAUCAGGCGAGAAACAGAAAGUGCCUCAGCUGGUGAACCCAUAGCUUCAAGUCAUGUAAAAGCCCCAGUAGAUAAAAUUGAGUCGUUACCCAAAGAUACUGACCAGUUCUUUGAAACUGAAGCCAAAAAGCUUGAUUUUAGGUCAUGUGAUAAAAUCCCUUAUACUAGAAUUAAUAAAAAAGACCUCACCUUUGUAAAUUACGUCAGUGAAUCAGCAGUUGCAGCAUGCUUAGGAAAUAAAAAUGCACCUGAGUUGAAAUUUGAACUUAAUAGAAGUCACAUUUCAGAAACUCUUCUUGACUCUAAGAGUCCUCAGCAAGCCAAAGUAUCACCUGAUGCUAAAACAUCUCUUAGCCUUGACUGUAAAAAUCUAAAUUUCAACAUUUCACCUCCUGCCUUUGUUUCUGGAGAUGAGAUGUUAAGCAAGUUGGCUAUUCCUGAUUUAAUGAGUGAGGCUUCUCCUGUGCCCAUUGAAACUGGGAAUGUCAACAUCGUUGGUAUUUCCUAUCAGCCUAAUAAAUGUAAAGAAGAAAAUGUGAAAAAUCCUGUUGAGGCUGAAGGCAGGAAGAGUCCUCCUCCUUCCUUUUGCCUUGAAUAUACAUCUGCAAUUUUUGAAUCCAAGGAAGUUCUUUCUAAUGGUGAAAAAUGCCAGGUUCUUCCAAGUUCUGAAUCCAGUGGCCCUGACUUAACUGGGAUGCAGCUGUUGAGCUUUGAUUCUGGAAGCGUCUCUAAGGACUGCAGUUCCAUUUUAUCUCAAGUAUCUCAAGACCCUAACAGAGUAGAGUUAAUGUCCUCAAACACAAAAGCAAAUACGACCAUAACAGAGAAGGCUGAUUCUCUUUCCUUGGAAGCCAAAACUGAUAACAUUGCCAAAAUUGCAUCAAAAGCUGAAAUUGAUGAUCAGAACAAUGUUCCCGUUGAGUCACAUUCUGGAAUAGGAAAGACUAUAUCCUUGUCCAAAAUAUCUCUUUCACAAGCAGAGUCAAGAGACAUUUCUCAGGAUAAAAUGUCUUCUUUUCUAUUGAGAAUUACCCAUGUGCCGGAAAAGCCUAUUUUAUCAGAAUUAACAUCUCUAGGAGUUAAACAGGACAAAAAUUUUCAAUCAAUUAGCCAUAAUGAGAUUGAAGAGGAGUGCUUGGAUGCUGGCCUUAAAGAGAAAUGCCAAGCUGAGCUUUCUCCUGCUGCCUCCAAAUAUGAAGAUAUACCAGAAACAGAGGUCGAAACAGAAACAGGCUCUCCUCCUGCUCUUCUCAAAAGUAAUAUAUCUGGGAUUUUACCACCUGUUCAUGAUGAGAAAGUCAGUAGGCAGAUGGUAAAGAGUGGCGAAGCUAGCACUUGUGUGAUUCAUCAAUCUUUGGAUAUUUGUGGGACUAAAAAGAUUUCUGGUCACUCAGAAAUGGCAGAACUCAACUUAACUAAUAUUUCCCCUAAAUUCCAAGAAACUGGCAGCACAAAAGUUAAUUCACCUUUUCUCGAUUAUGAUACCAGCUUGGAAAAAAAUGUUUCUGCAUCUGAGGACUCAAGCUUUCUUAAUGUACCUUCUGAGCUGAGAUCAGAAAAGAAAUCCUCAUCUUACAGAAAUAAAGAGAACAUUCAUUUUUUAAAUGGUGGUAUUGAUAGUCUGUCAUCUUCCUCUAGUUACCCUGAAGAAGUUAGCAUAAUAAAUUCACAUAAGCCACAAAGUAAUUUUGAUUCUAUACAAGUUACCAAAGAUCUCACACAUGAAGGUACCUCCUUAACUAACCUGUUGUACCCUAACUCUGCUCAUUUGGAAUUUGAAGCACCUAACUCUGCUCAUUUGGAAUUUGAAGCACCUAUCUCAAUUUGGGCAGAAGUGACCCCUAUUCAGGAACAUUUGGGGAUUUAUACUGGGAAGAUAUCUCCUGAUUUCCUAACCACUGCCCAAUAUGACAAUCCCACGGAAGCAGAGAUUGGAGCAGUUGCUGGGCCUGCAGCGUCAGUUAACAGCUCAGACCAACAGUGUUCCGAAGCCUCCACUGAGCACACAGAAGCCAGGAGAAGAGCACGUGACCAACUUUCAGAUAUCGAAAGUGGUUUACUCAAAAACGCCAAUACGUUGAUUGAUGAGAUUUUUAAUUCUGUCAGGGAAGAACUAAUAUUUAAACACACAGUGAGUACCUGCCAGGAGCAUAUAGCCAUAGAAGGUAUAAUGAAUCUGGAUACCCUGAAAGAAGACAUCUCUGAGAAAAACCCAUCAGAAGUGACACUAACAGAGAUCCAACAGACAGAGGGUUUGGAAGAGCAGGGUUUGGAAAACAAGUCAGAAGUCGAAGAGAAGCCCUGUGUUUCACCGACAGUUGGUGAGAAGAGUCUUCUUGUUGAUCCUGAUAGUAUGAAUGUAUCUUGUUUGUUAGAAGAUAAAGCUAGGGAAUUAGUUAAUGAGAUUAUUUAUGUAGCUCAAGAAAAAUUGAGAAAUGAUGCUUUUGAAGAUACUGAGGAUACUUGGGAUUCUGAACUUCAGGCUGAUACUCCACAAAUUCUGAACAGUGGUAGUGUUAAGCCACAUGAUGUAGUUAGAGAGUUCUUGGUAUCAGAACAGCCAGUAAAUCAAAGCACACACAUUAGUGAAAAUAAAGUAUUAAGUAAAUUCUUCUCCAUAAGUAACUUAGCUAGUGACACAGAGCCAAUUAAGGGAAGAGAAAUUGUUCUUUACCAAAAAUCCCCAUUUUCUGGAAAUGUAGCUGGACUGUCUGAUAGUAUAAAUUUGCAGGAAUCAGAUACGGUUUUACUAGCUGAAGACAUGUCACAUGAACAGUUAGAUGAUGGGGUAAAAACACAUUUAUUUUGCAGCGAGGACUAUGAUGAGACAAUGGAAGGAGAGUAUGUGGAUAACGAAGCUGCGACAGAGGAUGGAAGAUCUCUUGUAUUAAAUUUCAAAUGGCCUCCGCUUGUGAAUGACGACAUCCAUGCACCUGGUACAUCUAAAAGCAGUUUGUCUGAUAGCCUUGUAUGUAUAUCUGAAAAAAACUUGCCAGGACACAGUAAAAACACACCCCUUGCAACGUCAGAAGUAGGGAAAAUACACAAGAAGGAUAAUGAAAUAAAUAUGGGGAAAAUUGAGCUUAUACCGUCCAUGUUAGAAACGGGGAAAACAAACAAAAAGGAUGCUGAAUUGAAUAUUGUGAAACAUGAGGCAGUCCCUCCUAUGUUAGAAAUGGGAAGAACGCAUAAAAUGGAUGCUGAAUUGCAUGUCACGAAAACUGAGCCAAAAGCUAAUGUUUUUAAAAUGGGAGAAGUAUACCAAAUGGAUGCAGAGAGGCAUAUUGAAAAAACGGAGGGAUCACCUGUCAUUUUAGGAAAGGAGAAAGCUUAUAAGAUGAAGGAUACUGAAGGGGAUGUUGGCAAAAUUGAGGUGAUACCUAUUAUGCCAGACGUGAAACAUAUCCACCAAAAGGAUGCUGAAGGUGAUAUUGUAAAGACUGAGGUGACACCUGUUACAAUAGACGUGGAAAAUAUUUACCAAACGCAUGCUGAAGGGGAUAUUGGCAAGACUGGGGUGGUGUCCAUGUCUGAAAUGGAAAAUGUCUACCAAAAAGAUGGUGAAGGGAUUAGUGAAAAGGCUGAAGUGAUAACCCUUACGUUAGCAGUAGAAAAUGCUUGCCAAAGGGAUGCCGAAGGGGAUAUUGCACAGGCUGAAGUGAUGCCUGCAGGGUUAGAAAUGCCCAUUGCAUUAGAAGUAGCAAAUACUUACCAAAAAAACGCCAAAGGGAUUACCAGUAACACUGAGAGACCUACAUUGGAAACAGAAGCUACAUAUCCAAAGACUGCUGAAGAGGUGGUUAAGAAUACUGAACUAGUACCGUGUGUGUUAAAAGUGAAGGAAGCACACAACUUAACACCUGUCCCCUUAGAAAUGGAAAAAACAUGCAAGAGAGAUGUUAAAGAGACUAUUGGAGCAACUGUGUCCAUACCCUCUGGGAUAGAAAUGGAAAAAGCAUCCCCAGAAGAUGGUGGUGAGAAUACUGAGAAACACAAAGUGUUACCCACAGUGGUAGACAUUGAGAAAAUUCAUGGAAGACUAGGAUUGAGCAUUACACAAGUGGAGGCCAUGCCUCCUGCAUUUGAAAGUAAAACACCAGAAGAGUAUGCAGAAGGGAGUGUUGGAGAAACAAAGGAAGAGCCUACUGAAGUAAAAGAAGGCUUGAUAGCACAUGAAAAUAGACUUGCUUCACAUUUCAGGGGAUAUGAAUCACCUACAUUAAGUAAGGAUUAUGAGGGCUACCCAGCCCCACCAAUGCCAGAUUUUCAACCUGGGGAUACCAUAGGAAGUCUAGACAAAAGAAUAUCUCUUACUGGAAUAUAUGACAAGAGGAGAGAGCCAGAUUAUAGUGGUGAAAAAUAUAAUUUAGCUUUUGUUUCUCAAGAUGAGCAAGAAAAUUCUUCCUUUACCAUAUUAUACGAAGAGCCCCUUCAAGAGGAGGACACGUAUGCUUCCACAGAAGCGAGACGAACACAGCCUGUCUUGUUUCCUGAUGCAUCCCCUGACAGCAUCCCUGUUCUGGCAUGUGAAAGGUCUGAGAGUAGAACUGACCUUGUGCAUCACUUUGAAAAAGGUACUAAAUUAGGUGAGACAUUUGAUAGCGAUAGUUCAGAAAUGUUCUUAUCAGUGGAGGCCAAAAGGUACAAAAUUUAUCCUUUAGCUUUGUCUCCCAUCUAUGAGGAUGACAGUUCACAGGAGGACAUUCUCUCCAGUGACGUUUCCCCUGGUCACCAUGGCCCCAGGAAAUCAAGAGAGAGUGAAAACCAGUCCUCGUCUGUGUUAUCACUUCUCCAGUCAGUGUCGGAGCGUUUAAAGAUGAAUUUUGACGAAGGUGACAGAGAGGCAGCUGAGGAGGAGGAAGAGGAGGAAGCAGCAGCAUUGGAUAAAGGAGAUUUGAGGGCGGGAAGGAGAGAGCAUGUUACCUUCCAGUUGCCAGAUCCUUCCAUCACAUUUUACCCUGAUGACCAGGAAAGCAUUCGAAUUUCUAAAAAUUCAUAUGUGAUGCCAAAUGAACCUACUACCUCCAAUCUGCAAGUUGGUCUGUGGCCAGAAAAGACCUCAUUUCUUCAGAAAUCUGACCUUACUUCUAAAUUGCAUUCUUCUUUAAAGAGUGCUUAUCAUCAGUAUCUGCAGACUUCCUCAGAAAAAGGAGCCAGAUUUGGUGGGAUUUUUCAGGAACCAGUGUCAAAGCAUUUCCGUGUUCAAGACAAUCCAGGCAGAUCGAGCCCAUUCAUAGAGAAUGUUGACAAACAAACUCUGAGAUGUAACCCAAGACCUGGGAAGAUGGUUAUCUAUGAUCUCCAUGAAAGUAAAUAUAAACAAGAAGUCUACUGUAAUAUUCCCGAUGCUACAUCAUGGUCUUUUCCAAAUGGAGUUCUAAUAAAAGUUGUAAGGGGCUGCUGGAUUUUAUAUGAGAAACCACAUUUCCGAGGUCAGAAAUGUGUGCUAGAAGAAGGGGAAAAAGUGUUAAAUCGUGACUGGAUUCUUCAGAACAGAAGGCAUCCGCAAAGAAACUUUGUAUUGGGUUCUAUCAAACGAGUCUUAAAGGACUGCAGCAUUCCAGAGAUAGAGAUUUGCCCACAGUCGGACCCAGCCUGUUGUCCUAUCUACGUACAGAGAGCAGUCCCCAAUUUGGAAGAACUGAAUCUGUCCAGAUCUGUGACCUUCACUGUGAAGUCAGGAGUUUGGCUUGCCUACCCAGAUAUUAAUUUUAAGGGGCAAGCUACAGUUCUGGAGGAAGACCAUGGGCUCUUUGAGAUUUCUACAGCAGAAAUGAAAUCAUUACAUCCGCUUCAGAUGGGUGGACUGAAAGUGGAAAUGCCCAUGAACUUAAAGGUUAUUAUUUAUGAAAAACCUCACUUCCAUGGACAGGCUAAAGAGUUUAGUGAACAUAUAGAUUCUGUUCCUAAUUUUUUGAAAAAUGAUGGAGAUUUUCACAGAAUUGGAUCAAUUCGUGUCAUUGGUGGAGUGUGGGUUGCCUAUGAAAAAGAACAUUUUAAAGGCCAGCAGUUUUUGCUUGAAGAAGGAGACUUUGAAGACAGUAAUGCUUGUGGUGCAUUAAAUGGCCCUAUCUUGUCUUUCCGGUACUUGCAAGCUAAUUUUAUAGAAUCUUCUGUCACACUGUUUGAAUCUGACCUAGAAAGUGGGAAGUUUAUUGACAUUACAAAUCAGGAAAUUUCUGAUUUGGAAGAAAUUGGCUUUGGCAGUAAAACAAGAUCCAUUCAUGUUAAAAGUGGAGUAUGGGUUGCCUACCAGCAAAAGUUCUUCUGUGGAGAACAAUACAUUUUAGAAAAAGGGAAAUACAAAUGUUUUUUUGACUGGGGAGGAUCAAAUAACAUAAUCAUGUCCAUACGACCAAUCCAACUGGAACCACUUGGGAUAAAUGAACCUCCACAUUUGCUCAAAGCAUUCAGUAAACCAGGGUUCCAAGGUGAAUGUUCAGAUUUUACACAAGAAACUGCUGAUCUGACUUCACUCAUGCCAUGUUCUUUUAAAGUUCUUCGAGGUUGCUGGCUCCUCUAUUACCAAGAAGACAUGUUUGUUAAUCACUGUGUGUUAGAAGAAGGCCUCUAUGCUGACCUUACUUCCUGCGGCUGCCCAGCAUCUAAAGUCAAAUCUCUCAAGCCCAUUGACUAUGUUUUCGAGGAACCCUCCAUCAGCCUUUUUGCCCUGGAACAUUGUGAGGGAAGAGAGUUACAUCUAGAAGAGGCUGUGAACUCUGUUCUGAACAAGGACCUGCACUUCUACACCCAGUCUGUGUGGGUAAAAAGUGGACUAUGGAUAGCUUAUGAAGGAUCCAAUUUCUUGGGAAGACAAAUCCUACUAGGGCCUAAUGAGAUCCCAAACUGGACAGCAUUCAGCAGAUGGAAGACAAUUGGUUCCCUCCGUCCUAUGAAGCAGCCUGCCGUGUACAUCAGAAUAAAGAACCGUGCCAUGGAUGAGUAUCUGACAGUCACUGGAAAUCUAGCAGAUACCAGGGCAACAUCGGUGUGCAUUUCUCCCUACAGUGGAAAGAAUACUCAGAUCUGGCACUACUGCCGAGGAAUCUUUAAAUCCAAGGCCAGUGAUACGUGUCUUGAUGUGAUUGGUGGCCGAGACACACCUGGAGCUAAAGUAGCUCUAUGGACUGAACAUGGGCAAUUCAGGCAGAAGUGGAGACUGAAUAAAAAUGGAACUAUCAGCUCUUAUCUCAGUGAUCAACUUGUCCUUGAUGUUAAAGGAGGAAACUAUUGUGACAAGACUCAUGUAAUUGUAAAUCAGCCCCUAGAGGGAGAAGAAACACAGAAAUGGGACAUUGAAAUAUUGUGAGAGAAUCAACAUCCCUAGAAAGAGCAAAGGAGGAAACUCACAUCUGUCAUUGUCUUGUGGACAUGGAAAGGAAGCUACUGUCUUCACAUUCCUGGAUCACUGAGCAGAAUGAACUUUUUCUCCAGCCUCUGAGACUAUCGCUCUUAACCAUGGAAAAACUCAAAAUAUUCUUGCCAUUACUUAGUGUUCCUAUGAAGAAAAUAUGAUGAUGUCUGGGAAAGGUUCUAUUCGUGGUCUCCAGCUGUGGUGAGCAAGUUUCCUGAAGUGUGUAUUUUGUCUCCUAUCCACCAAACUGAUGGCCCAUUAUUGGACACUGGUGAUGCUGUUAUCCUGUAUUAUUUAUUAAUAGCCUGCCUAGAUGCUUGUAUAAGUACAAAGCAUAAGGAAACAGAUUCCUAUAGGUCGAGUCAUACUUUUGCAAACAGAUGAGUAAUUUUUUAGCAACAUCUGAAAAUGUAUUAAGCCUUUCUACAUAAACUUUAAGGUUUCUAUACUGCGGCUUUAUAACUAGCGCACCUUGUAAGUAUUUAUACUUGUAACUAACCCCAGGCAGGGACCUCAGCUUCAUUAGGAAUAAGGCACAAGUAGUAAAGUCUUUUCUGCAGCCAUUAUGUCCUCAGUCCUUCAAACUAAAGAAAGUACAAAUAACCUGAGGCCGAACUUGCACUCUUAUGUAUUAACCAAGACAUCCCUUUAGGUGACAAGACUCUACAACAGUGGUCGCCUGUCUCUAUGCUGACACUUCAUCCUAGAGUUAAGGAGAAGCAUCAUUUUUUGGGGGGGGCCUCAAGAGAAAUUUCAAAUGUCCAAAUUAAAACAAAGUAGCAUUUGAACCUUGACCUUACCAUCUUUUCAAGUAAAUGUGGAGUUGAUUUAUCUACUAAAUAAUAGAAACCUCAGUUUUUCACUCCCAUUUUAAGUAACUUUUAUGCUAGUAAAAUCAGGUAGGAAAUCACCUUUGACUUAGCUUCCAAUAGUCAUUACCACUUUUUACUGCACAAUUCACAAGCAGUUUUCUUUCCCUGCUGAAUUGGAUUGAAACUUCCAUUAAGACAACUUUUCCUUUUAUCCCCAACUUUCAUCAGAAAGCAGAAAAAUGCUCUAUUUUUAU
This is a messenger RNA of Sapajus apella (tufted capuchin), 10127 nucleotides long. RefSeq names its product crystallin beta-gamma domain containing 3 (gene CRYBG3). The transcript is spliced from 22 exons. Gene Ontology annotation, biological process: lens development in camera-type eye; visual perception. Gene Ontology annotation, molecular function: structural constituent of eye lens. The coding region runs from base 140 to 9016 and encodes 2958 amino acids. Lineage: Eukaryota; Metazoa; Chordata; Mammalia; Primates; Cebidae. The record is from RefSeq and is a predicted model, not a curated record.